Molecule: messenger RNA, 2386 nt
Organism: Cyprinodon variegatus (sheepshead minnow)
Lineage: Eukaryota; Metazoa; Chordata; Actinopteri; Cyprinodontiformes; Cyprinodontidae
Exons: 9
Coding region: 1-1872 (623 amino acids)
Biological process (GO): cellular response to pH; G protein-coupled receptor signaling pathway
Cellular component (GO): membrane
Molecular function (GO): G protein-coupled receptor activity
Source: RefSeq, a predicted model, not a curated record
AUGCAUCACUUUACGGGAAGCCCGGCCAGCGCCGCUCGCUCUAACCCAAAACCACUGAGGAAACCACGGUGUUUGGGCCCGGCGCCGGAGGAGGUCCAGCUCAACAGAACCCGGCUGUGGUUCUGGAAGGAGGAAACGAUGCGCUUCUAUUUUCAUCACGGCAGGAAGCGGAUCGGCCUCUGCAGAACCUGCAGUCUGACCCAGAACCACGGUCCUGUUCUGAGGGUUCGGCAGAGAGGACCGUUUGAGGACAGAACCGGAAACAGCUGCCGCGCGGGUUGGAGCCGCUGCUGCUCGGUUCUAUCCCGGGAAUCCAUAGCUGUGGUUCCGGACGCUCCGAACCGGUCCAAUCUGCAGACAUCUUCCUCCCAGCCGGACUCGGGCUGCGCGCGCGCCCCCUGCGGCAGGGCGCUCAGCGCGCGCUGUCAGUCUGAGGACCGCCGGAGCGGAACCACGCGGGAGAAACUCCUCUCUGCUCAGAGCAAGUUUGAGGAGAAGUUCGGAACCAGUGCGGGUUUCUGGAUCAGAUUCGGAUUGAAGCUGCAGUUCGGAACCAGGAAGGUCUGCGCGGCAGGUGGACCUCCAGCUCCAGUUCUGAUAGAGACCCAUGGUCACCAUGAUCACCGCCACUAUCAUUAUUACCAUUACUUCCACCACAUCAUUACCAUUAUGAUCAUCAUCACCACCAUCAUCGCCAUCACUACCAUCAUCACCAUUAUCAUCAUCAUCAGUACCAAACACAGAAUCACCCAGAACAUAGACCUUACCCAUUAUAAAUCAGAACCAGUUGGCGUUCCCUCCAACCUGUACGCCCUGUACCACGCUGCUCUGCAGCUGAAGCAGAGGAACGAGCUCGGGGUCUACCUGAUGAACCUCACCGUGUCGGACCUGCUCUACCAGGCUUCUCUGCCGCUCUGGCUGCAGUACAUAUUUCAGGAUGACGACUGGCGCCACAGAGAGUGGUUGUGUCAGCUGUGUGGUUUCCUGCUCUAUGAAAACAUUUACAUCAGCAUCGGCUUCCUGUGCUGCAUCAGCCUGGACCGCUACCUGGCUGUAGUUCAUCCGCUCAGGUUUACAUCCCUUCGCUCCAUGAAGGCUGCAUGGAUGGUCAGCAUCAUCAUCUGGAUAAAAGAGAUCGCAGUGGGUGUGGUUUUCUUUCACCAUAAGGAGGUGACCAGGGAUCGGAGCAACCGGUCUGUAUGCUUCGAGCAUUACCCAAUGAGAUCCUGGGAACAUCCGGUCAAUUACUACCGCUUCACCAUCGGCUUCCUCCUACCGCUGGCCAUCCUCUCGAUUAGCUACCUGUGCGUCCUUCGCGCUGUGGGUCGGAGCGCCGGAACACAGCCGGACCAGAAGACCAGGAUCAGGCAGUUGGUCAGCAGCACCAUCCUCAUCUUCCUGGUGUGCUUCUCACCAUACCACGUCUUCCUGCUGGUGCGAACGCUCUUUGAGCGCGACUGCAGCUUUAUAACAGGGAUCUUUAACUACUAUCACCUGUCCCUUCUGCUGACCACGCUGAACUGUGUGGCAGACCCGGCCCUCUACUGUUUCGUCAGCGAAGGCGCCCGGCGAGGUCUCUACAGGGUCCUCGUCAGACCUCUGAGCAAGAUCAUCUUCUGCUGCUGUCGCCGAGGCAACGCCAGCCCCAUCAACCCGGCCAGCGACUCCCAUGAGGUGGCAACGGAGGAGAAUAAUGGCAAUCCCGCCGUAACGCUGCUGAACCAUACCUUCAGGCAGAACGCAGACGGAGACGUCAUCCCCCUGAGCGUCAGGAAGGACUCCUGUCCCCAGGGCGAUGAAGGAAGGAGCAGCUGUGUGGUUGGCUUGAAGGAGGACACCACCCAAGGCGCCGCUGAAGGUAUGGGGAGGUAAGGACCAUGGAGGCUGCAGAGGGACAGAAGAGAGACAGCUGGCCCACCUGGUCUCUGAAUCUACCAGAUGUUUACAGCUGGGUGGCGAAGAUGUUCUCCUAUAGCCCCACAGGAAGCCACCACAGAAAGCUGCUCUCCACUUCCUUCCUCUGUCGCUCCACACUGAGGCAAAGCUGCUAGACGGAUCAGAACGGGCCUGGUCCUCAUUUCAUAUCUGCUCUCUGUCACAUCUGUUCAUCAGUGUGGAGGUUCAGCCAUGUGACCAGGUUCUGGUCCUGGAGAUGAUUGGUUCUGGAGCAGAGGGUGAAUCUGGCACCGCUGUUGGAGACCAGAGCCCAGAAGGCUCCUGUGAUGCUCCCGAGCUACUGAUCCAUUUGCUUUUAUCUGAGCUCUGAUUCUUCAAGAUCUUCGGAAGUUCAAUACCACCUGUGAGGCAGUUAGCUGAAGGAGCUAACCAGGCUCUAUAUGGGCCCUCUCUGAGCCCUAACUGGGCUAUAUCUGAGCUCUAACUUUGC